UUUAUGAUCACUUUUUGAAAGUUUUAUGCGUUGUUUUAGUGAUGUUUUCAGUUUAUAAUAACGCAAAUAUACAAUAAAUUAAUAUGAAAAAUACAAAAGCGAUAUUUAAUAAGGAAUUGGUGAUACGAAUACCGUUUAACGACUUCACCAAUACUCCACAAGGAAAAAAUGCGUCAGUCAAAACGGGAUUGCAGAGGAAAAAAACGGCACAACAAGCGAUUGGAAAUUCAGGAAAAGUGCUUCAAGUGUUCGUUGAGAGAGCGAAUUUCACUAAACAAAUGGAGGUUAAUAAACGAAGAACGCCUGUAGUGAAAAGGCUUAGGAAAAGAAAUUCGAACGUACAUUACGAAGAGAGGGAAUCGAGUUACGAAGGAACUCCCUUGAAAGUGACGAAAACAAAUACCAAACUGCCUAUUUAUAAACAAAUUAAAAUAGCAGAAUCUAAAGAAAACUUGAAAGAUCCCUAUGCACUUGAUGUAUUCAACGAAAAACCUAAAAAACAUCCCAAACAAUCGACCUACUAUGAUAGAAGUAUGCACGAAGAAUUAGCUAGAAUAGAAAAAAGGGAGAAGGAGAAGAAACAUAAGAAAAAGAAAGAGCCAGUGAAAGGAUACCAGAAUACAGUAAACAACAUCGUUAAAGAAGUUAUGGAAAGAGUUAAGAAAAAUCAAAAUCAAAAUUCAAAUCUUAGCCCAGUUAAGAAUAACGAAGUAAAAAAAUCUAGCAGCCUACUGGAUAACGAGUUGAAUUUGAGUAAAAGCGAAAAGAACGAAAAGAAAGGAUAUGAUGCUAUAGUAAAUUCAACCAUCAAAGAUAUAAUGGAGAAAGUGAAGAAUCGUAAAACAAAUACAACGAAUAAUUCAAUCAAUAAACAAAACGAUAGUGUUAUUUGUAAAGAAUGCAAAUCAAGUGGGCAUCAUGAUGAUAAUACUGAUGACAAUUUGGAAUCUGAUGAAGAAUUAAAGGGAUUUGUAACAAUCGAUUCAUUCGGAUUAAACACAUUCGACACUUCUAAUCAAUCCCAUGAUAAUUUAUCAGGUUUUGAUAAACACAAUUCCAGUCUCCCUAAAGCAAUAAGUACACCAAGGAUAAAUAUACUGAGCAAUGUUUGUAUAACAAACCGAAGAAUGGAGAAUGUUUUAUACGAUGCCAAUAACACCAUCGAGUUGGAGUUUUUAGAUAAAUCUCAUUGUACCCUUAAUACUACUCAAUAUACUGAUGAUACAUGUGAAUCUGACAGUGAUGAUUCUGAAGAUGAUCCUUAUUUCGGAUUUAAGGAAAUGUCUACUGACACACCGGAAAAACCCAAAAGAAAAAGGACAAUAUUUGAUGAAACAACAUUGCCUUGUCGAUUCGGAGGAAAUUUCACACGAAAUCCCCAUUGGCUGAGAAUAAAAUCAAACGGAUUACCCGCGGUAGAUCAAGAAAUGAUUAUUGAUGAAGAAUUUGCAAAAAGAAUUGAAGGAGCCUUUUCGAAUAAUUCGAAACCUGAACAAAUACCCGAGAAACAUCUCGUACAAACUUCAAUGAACGAUUUCUUGGAAAACAAAGAGAAUAAUUUAUUAGAUACAUCGAAAUCUUCAAAACGAUUGAGUUUGUUUGAUUGUGAUGAUUUCGAUUUAACCAAAUCCCCUAAAAUACAUCACAAGAAACAUGUUUUAAAGGAAUGUUCUCAAGUUUGUUCCACGCCGAAGGAGAAUCUUCGAUCGAGAGUAAUUCCAUCACCUCAUGUAUCCUUUAUAUCUUCGAGUAAUGAAGAUGAAAAUAAUGUAAAUGUGGAGUUGGAGGAAGAUUUGCAUUUGUUCGAAGAAGUCGAUGCCGAUAAGAAGACAGAUUUCUCUAUUAAAAUUCCGAUCAUGACUUAUGCGAAGAAACCUAAGAAAAAGCGGGCCGUGGAAGAUGAGGAAUAUACGGAAAAACCGGCGAGUCCGAUUAAAAAGAAAAAGAAAAAUGCUAUGACAAAAGCUGAGGAAGCCGCAUUCGAGAAGUGGGCCGAGGAAACAAAUGCCGCAUUUUCAGAGGUUGAUAAAUUCGAAUUGACCAUUUUAUAAGUUUUGCUUUAUUUUUAUUGGAGUUUAUUUUUUUACGUGCCACCUUAUUACAGAAUGGCAAAUUUGUACUUGCAUUUUUGCAUGUAAAUAUUUUCUUACAUUUGAUAACAUGAAUAUAACUUUUAUUUUUAUAUAUAUUAUAGUUGAUCUGAUGAUUUAAUACAAAUUACACAUAUA
This is a messenger RNA of Phyllotreta striolata, 2228 nucleotides long. The record is from the annotation of a GenBank genome assembly. Lineage: Eukaryota; Metazoa; Arthropoda; Insecta; Coleoptera; Chrysomelidae.